UUUCUAAAACUUUAAAAACAUCGAUGCAUCGAUAUUUCCAUCGGUGUUUCUCCACCUCUAUAAUGCAAAAACAAAACAAAAUAUACGUAUAUGGAAAUGGAUUCUGAACUUACAAACCAGGCCAUUGCCGAGCUGAUGCGCGAGAUCGAAGGCCAGAAUUCCAGUUUCAGCAUCCACAAACAAAGCGAGCGCAAAGUAAACCCAUUGGGAAAACCAAACAAGCGCUUUUUAAAAACCACAAUAAAUACGGUGAUCCAGCAUAAUAAAAGAACAAACGAGCGCACGCAGGCCAACUGCCGUCAAAAACUCCAGGAUCUGGAUGACGUCUAUGAAAGGAGGAAGUCCAACUAUUUCUACAACCGCGAUGCAGGGAGAAAUCGAAGUGUGGACAGGAGCAGGAGCAGAAGUUCCAGCAGGAGCCGCAGCAGGAGUCGGCCCAGGAGUCGCCCCAAAAAGGCCAAAAAACGUCGCAGUAGGAGGAGAAGCAGGAGCAGCAGAAGUUCCAGCCGAAGUCGCAGUCGUUCGCAUCGCAGGAAGAAGCACAAAAAGAAGGUCAAGAAGCACAAAAAGUCUAAGCGAAGUCGCCCGAGAAGUCGCAGCAGCAGUUGGGAUCGGGAAAUGCCGCCCAGCGAUUCUACACCCAUAGCCCAACCUUCGGAAAUAUUUUUCAACCACUCCAAGAACAUGGCUUUGGCCGUGGCCAUGGCCUAUAGUCACUUAUUGAAUGGGAAUGGACAACAUAUAGCCAAAGACUCCGAGGAAAGACCAUCUUCUCCUCUGUGUGACAUCGACAUAGUCCGCGAACUAAUGUCCGAUGAAGAACCUGACAAUUCCGGGGAGCCCGAUGCCCUGUCCAUUUCAUCCGGCGACGAAGUGGAGAACGUUCUUACCAUCAAAGUAAGCUCGAAUUCCGAGUCCUCAAGCUCGGAUACUGACUCCGAUUCCAAGCACAGCGCUGGCAGCUGUAUAACCCUAGAAGAAUCGGAAUCUGAUAACAAUAGUGAUAUAGAAAUAAUAGAGUGCCAUAAAGAGGCGAAAAGGUCAACUGAACCUGCGCCUCAACCUGAACCUGAAUCGAAAAACGAAAAGCAACAGGCGGAUGAAAGUGCCGACCUCACCACCGUGGACCUGACUGAAGAUUAAUUAGGAUUAAGUUUAGUUAGAAAACUUUAAUCGCCGUUGACCAACAUCACAGAGAAUUUAUAAACCAAGGAACACCAAAAAAUUAUAUUUUUCUGGUCUUGAAAGUGUUUUUGGUAGUUCUAGGUACUGAGACCUAACAUAAGAUGCUUAUCAGAAGUAUUUCAUUUAAUGUUGAAAAUUAAGCCUGGAGAUUAACAUUGGAAGUUGUAAUGAGUUAUUUUAUCAACAGCAGAUUAUGUUCUAGGAAUAUUAAUUGACUACACUUCUUAAUAUUAAAACUUGAAUGAAAUUAAAUUUAUAUUUUAUGAAUACCCACCGAAGUAGCCGAAGUUGCUUACGGUGUUAAUUUCCGCUAAAUUCGGUUUAUUAUUUUUAAAUUGUUCAAAAAACUUUAAAUAAAAACGCAUGUAUU
Messenger RNA from Drosophila suzukii, 1555 nucleotides. RefSeq names its product serine/threonine-protein kinase fray2. NCBI's taxonomy places the organism in Eukaryota, Metazoa, Arthropoda, Insecta, Diptera, Drosophilidae. The record is from RefSeq and is a predicted model, not a curated record.